Molecule: messenger RNA, 3658 nt
Organism: Thunnus maccoyii (southern bluefin tuna)
Lineage: Eukaryota; Metazoa; Chordata; Actinopteri; Scombriformes; Scombridae
Gene: tmem102
Product: transmembrane protein 102
Exons: 6
Coding region: 529-2115 (528 amino acids)
Source: RefSeq, a predicted model, not a curated record
UAACAUUUUGCUCUGAUGGUUGUUUCUUACAGUAGUUUAUUCUUAGGGUACCCAGGGACCCCAGUUGGUAGUCCUUGUAUGUUAAAUGUGUUGGUAGGAUGAGGUUUAAACAAUCUGCAUGGUGUCAGAUAUAUUUUGGAGAAUGACAGCAGGAGUUCAAAUAUAAGCAUCAAUGCAAAAGUCUCAUGUAAAAACACAGAUUAAAUGAGAGACACAACCUGGGACUGUCUUCCUUUAAGCGAUGUACAGCACACUUUUGGUAAUUUAUAUUAGAUUAGGUUAUUAAUAUUUCAGUUUACCCUUUUCUUCAUAUUGUUCUAUGUUUAACAUGAAAUUAAACUUAGUAACAAAGUAUAGAGUUAUAGUACAUGCUGUUAGUAGUUAAUCAUGUUGCAUUUUUUGUGCUUGUGUUAGUCUUAUCUGAAAUACUUGGGAUCAGGUUAUCAUGUCACAUUUCCUGCUACUGAAAUGUAAUGUUAGUUGCUCCCUGAUGUCAAAUGUUCCUCUAGAAGUGCCCCUCAAAGUCUCAUGAUUCACACGAGGAUUUUGAAAACAAGGGUUGUAGAGAUGGACUCGCUGAUGAGUGCGGUGGCGCCGCGCUCCCCGGCCCCUGCCAAGAAGCUGUCCGAGGUGGACUUCCGGUCCGGAGCCACCCUGGAGCAGCUGUCAGCCCAGGUGUCAGAGCUGGUACUACUGGAGCAGGGGGAGUUUGGAGACCAGACCGCCUUAGAGGUCCACACCGCCAAGGACUUUAUCUUCAACAUGCUGGGCUUAGUCCAGAAGGUGGACCAGCGCCUCCCGGUGGCCAACGAGUACCUGCUGCUGUCAGGCGGCGCCCGUGAAGGCGUCUUGGACCUCAACCCCGAAGACCUGGGCGACUACGCCAAAGGGGCUGACUUUGACCUGGAUUUCACCCUGCUGGUGCCCGCCCUGAAGCUCCAUGACCGCAACCAGCCUGUCACCCUAGACAUGAGGCACUCCCCGCCCUGCCACUCAUGGCUCAGCCUCCGCCUCUGCGACUCCAACAUCCUGUCCCGCUGGAACAUCUGCUGCCAGGAGGAGAACGGACUUCCCCCCGAGGAAGACGAGGAGGAGGCGGGAGAAAUGGGUAAAGGCUCCAUCCCCUCGUUGGGCUCUCCUCAGUCUCUGGAUGGAUGCUACUUCUCUCCCAGCCUGGUGACAGACUGGUUCUGGGGGGUGGUGAGCGAGGCCGUGGAGGAGCUGAGGCGAAGCCCCCAGAGAGGCAUUCCUACCCCUGACCGCCUAGAGAGGAACGGGCCCCUUACUACCAUCAUCCUCCAGGCAGGCUCUAGCCGGGUGCUGUACGACCUGCUACCUGUGGUGUCGUUUCGGGGCUGGCCUGCUGUGGCCCAAGGCUGGCUGACUGCCAACCACUUCUGGGAUGGUAAAAUCACAGAGGAGGAGGCAAUAUCUGGCUUCUAUCUGCUGCCCUGCUGCUCCCCGCUGGGUGGUCGGCCCGACAGGGAGUGGAGGCUGGCCUUCUCACGCAGCGAGGUUCAGUUGAAAAAGUGCAUCCCCUUCCCCAUGGCCCAGGCUUUCCAAGCAGCCAAGGCCGUGCUGGCUCGUAUCCUGGCCCGUCCUCGUGCGGGGCUCAGCCUCUACCACCUGCGUACUCUGCUCUUCUGGGCCUGUGACCGACUUCCUGCCGCCUACCUGUCCUGCACAGACGCCGACACCCCCGGCCGCCUCCUUCUGGGUCUCCUGGAUGACCUGGCCCACUGCAUCUUGGGUAAAAACUGCCCAAACUACUUCCUGCCCCAAUGCAACAUGUUGGAGCACCUAACCGACAGCCAGGCGCUGCUCGUUGCCAGGAAACUCGCCCACGUGCGCUCGGAUCCCAGCGAGCACCUGCGGGCGGCUCUGGACCAAGCCCAGCAGGCGGGCCAGCUGAAGAAGGAGCUAGCAACAAGCACCAAUGGCCACGGAUCCCCCGGGCAUCACCCAGCCAACGGCAUCAUCUCGCCUUCAGAGGACAAGCUGGCGCAGCGACUACAGCAGCUGGUCACCGAGAACCCCGGGAAAUCCAUAUCCGUCUUCCUCAACCCCGAUGAUGUCACCAGGCCGCACUUCCGCAUCGACGACAAGUUCUACUGAUGCAGACACGCUGCGGAGAAGAAGUGUGGGAACGGUGUGUUUUAGCAUACAAACACACACUCUGAAAACGCCGUCUGAUGUGACCGAAGACGUCACAUCAGAGGGGACGGAGACUGAAAACCAGGCAGGUGUUUUUUCUUCAAAACACUGCAGGCCUGAAACCAAACACACUCCCGCUCACCAUCCUGAAGCUGAACGAUAAAUGCAACGAAGCCUUGCUGCUUAACCGACUCUCUAAACCAAAAACACUCAUGUCCUACUACUGACACACGACAUGACGUCCAAGUUGACAGCACAACAGACAAAGAUGUCAUCAAGCUGUUUGCCACGGAGAUGGCCCAUUCCUAACGAGCUGGCCUUAACGAGACUUAUCAACUGGCGCUACAAAGACGAGGGCCGGCUUUAGUCAUGUAAAACAAGUCGCGUUGAAGAUAAACACAAAGAGCGUGUGUGUAUGUGUGUAUAUGUACGCCUAAGGCUUUUCACAUAUUACUUACACUUGUAAAGAAAGAGGGAGAAAAGCUCCUUGAUUGCUGCAUUUCUCCCCUUUUUACUUUUUGGCCCUGAUCAGAGUGGGCGAUGGCUGAACUACUGUAAAAAGGAAAAACAAGGUGUGGCUGAUGUAACUGAAUGUAAUGUUGUGAGAACUGUAGAGUCCUUGAACGAUGAGUCUCUUUUCUCUUUCAACUGCAUUUUAGCUCUUUUUUUCCUUUUUUUUUUUUUUUUGACCCCCACGCCUCACAUGAUGGCAUCUUUUUCACUUUUUUUAAUCUUUCUCAGGUAUUCACGAUACUUAUCCUUUUUUUUUUUUUUUUUUUAUGUGAACAAUUCCCUUUGAAGGUCUUUUACCACAUUUCAAAGCCGCUUACAUUUCAUUGGGUAAUGGAAUGUACCAAAGAGCUGUUUGAGCGGUGUUGAAAAGAGAAACAUAUAUCUUACAUAUCCCGAAACAUCUAAUCUUGAUCCGACUUGAUGAGAUUUACCUGAAGUCAUGUUCAGUAUGAUACUUUGCCUUUUAUCCUCUGAAGGUCACACAGCAUGUAAAAUGGCAAAAUUGUGCGGUGAAAUCAAUUUAAUUCCAAUGGAAUCUACAAAAUAAGUUUGCUGCUUGUGUUGGUGAAGAAAUCUGUGUAAAUUUUUCAUGUCGAGGUAAAGUUUGGUGAGCCUGACCCAAAGAAGUUUGUGGUUCUUGAAAAAACUGUGAACAUAUUGUCCUCUUAGUGCCGAUUUAAUGAGUUUGCUAAUUUAUUGUUAGCAAGCUUGUUUUUCCUCCCCUCUUCAACAUAACUUUUUAUUGAAUGAAAUGAUGUACAGUCCUAAGAACAAAAUGCCAGAGGGAGUAAACAGCACAAUUCAGAGAACACAGAAAGAAGCUCUGUGAGUUAAUGUGACUGAUUAGCACUAGCAUAUCCUGGCUGGCUCGCAUGUUGCAGGUUAGCUAACCGACGAGCCCUGCCAGUUAUCACUACCACAACUGCAACAGUUAGGCAACAAUGAGGCAACAAAUUGAUUAUUUGAUCAAUAAAAAAUGAACCAGCAUCUA